Phytophthora sojae is the source of this 273-nucleotide messenger RNA. RefSeq lists its product as hypothetical. The record is from RefSeq and is a predicted model, not a curated record. The transcript is spliced from 2 exons. Lineage: Eukaryota; Oomycota; Peronosporomycetes; Peronosporales; Peronosporaceae. The coding region runs from base 1 to 273 and encodes 90 amino acids.
AUGGCAGCUACGACGCGGUGCAAUGGGCGCGCGACCACGGAGUCCUCUCAACUAAACGGCUAUAACUUCCCGGUGCCGGAGGCUAACCGCGAGAGCCACGUCUUCUACGUUGUGCGCGCCGCCGCAGUCAACCGACACCCGGAGAUCGUGGAGCUGCUGCUGCCGGACCUAAGGCUGGUGGAGGACUAUUCUGACCUGCUGCUGAGGUCGACGCGCAGCAAUACGCCGCUGCUGACGGAGCUGAUUCUCGAGAGGUGCGAGGUUAAUAGGUAA